CACGUGUGAACGUUUGUAAUACGUACGCGAACUUCUUUAGCGUUUUGCAGUAUCUUUGAAUGGAAAAUGGAUCCUCAAUUGAACAACAAUAAUCCCCAAUCAGCGGAUGACCAGACUGCUGCAUUGAACAAGUGUAYAUCAAUUUUCAAGUCAGCAAAAACGGACAACGAAAGGUUCGCUGCUUUGCUUCUUGUCACACGCUUGGUUCAUUCAAACGACAYCGACAGCGCACAGAGAAAACUKCUUUACGAUGCAAUUGGCUUCACGUUCAUUAACAGGCUUCUUAARGCUAGGGAUGUUYCAGACAAUAACCUGUACCAAUCCUUAGCUGUCGCUAUUUUAGCAUGCUUUGCCACMAAYGAAGAGUUGUUGUUGCAUCCACAAAUGGUGGCCAAAGUUGGCUUUUUAAAUGAAGUAAUUUCAARCCCACCUGAURAUGAAGCGAUAGUCGACGAUGCCUAUCAAAUCCUACAGCAUUUUAGUUCGCAUGUCGAGGGCUGUAAGGUUUUAUCUCGGAAAGGAACAACAUCAAGUCUUUGUAAUGUAAUUAUGUCAGAAUCUACCAGAGCAAGUUUMGCAUGGCAAGUUCUCUUGAACACAGCUUCACUUGCUUCAACAUCACUGUGGAGUGAAAAUCCAAAGGCCUUGAUUGAUCUUGUUGCAUACUGUGCAGAGAAGCUCAAAACAUUGCAAGAUUCUCAUAAAUUCACCUAUUGCACAAAUUUACUUUCUUUGCUAUCACUUGCAAAUGCYGAGGGAUUUAGAAGUGCUUUASAAUAUCUAGGUAAUUCAAACAAAUUGGUAUCAGAUUUGGGUGCAGGUUUAGGGGAUAUCCUWCAAGGGAAAGUUACAUCACUACAAAGAGACCCAGCAAUAGUYCUUGUGUCKGUGAUGGUGGAUCUAUUAAAUGAGGAURGCAAGUUAGCCUUACUGACAACCUCUAAUCCASAAACCCAAAAGGCUGACUUCUUUACUUUAAUUGCAACUACAGUUAGUAUUGAGAUUAGAAUGAUCUUAGAUGAAAGCACAAUUGAUGAAAUGAUUCAAAAAGCAACACUCCUGACAGCCUGCUACAACAUYCUUGAAAGUGUGAUCUCUUUUCUCAUUACUAUUACUGAGGAGCCACAGGAAACCCAAUCAUACAAACCAAGUGAACAAGUUGUCACUACAAUCUAUUCCCAGAUUACUGAGAGCAUGAUGUCAGUUCUAGGUUUUCUCCAACAGGAAUCAGUCAAGUAUGAAGAAAAUAUGAUUUCUUCACAAGAAGAGAAUGGUUUGGUGUUGGCAUCAGCUAGGGUUUUGCUUGCCUGGCUAGCUGAAGAAUCUAUGGCAUUGCAGAAAGAGGUCAACAAGGUUUUACCAUUUCUGAUACAACUUGCCAGGGAUACAAUGCCAACAAACCAAAGUGAAACUGAAGAAAACUCAUGUAACAGUCCCAAUAAUGACAGAAAUGUUGAAAUGAUUCGUUUGAUGUUACCUGCUCUGUGCCACUUCUCCUCAGAUGAGAAAUCCAGAAAAAUCCUUACAGAAAAUGCAUUCAUUGAUACACUUAUGAAGUACUACCUCGUGCUUUGGAAACGCUGUGAGAAAKACAACUCAGCYRACUCYAAGACAGCUUUGGUUACRUUACUUGGYGUGUUUCUGAACUUUGCUGUUACAGAAGAAAAUCUUGUGAAGAAYGAUAGAUCCUUCAAAGAACUUCUUUCUCAUGUAGCAGUGAAUACAUCCAAAAUAGCAAACUCCAAAGAAAACUUCAUUCUUCUUGCAAACAUGGUUGUUCUUGGUCUAAUGUUGAUAAGAUAUCUCAAAGAAAGUGCUGAUAUUUCAGCAGUGAAUUUUGUGUCUUUUUUCACCUCAAUUGURUUUUUCCUCAAAGAGUCUGAGAAAUUUUGCAAAGCUGAAAAUGACAAUCAUGAUUCCACUUGGUCCUCUGUAAGUGAGCUUUGGUUUUUAGGAGUUCAAGUUCUUACUCAAGAGCUGAAGGAAAACAAUGGAGUUGUAUUGAGAGGAAUYCCUAGCGAUGUGCUUAGUGAGCUGGCUAAUUUGUCAACAGCAGCAAUUGACAGUCAGCAAUGAGAAGUUCAAGGCCCUUACUCCAGUGCUAAAGGAACAUGAUAGACUGCGUAGUGAGCUCGUUAUUUGUCAACAAUAUCAUUGAAUUCAGAGUGACGAGAGAUCACAUGAAAGAGAAAUCACAUGAAAGACAUCUACAUGUAGUUGAACAUGGGAAGACAGUGCUCAAUUUUUGGUUUCCAACAAGAACCUGUGUAUUCUGUUUCUAAAGGUUUUCGUAUAAGUCAGUUGUUCAGAGCCAGUUUUGGGAUCCUUUACAAAGAUAUAGUCUAUACUUCCUCCUACAUUUUUACUUGUCCAAACACCCUUUCAAAACU
Exaiptasia diaphana is the source of this 2390-nucleotide messenger RNA. Its product is annotated as neurochondrin. Gene Ontology annotation, cellular component: dendrite. Bases 67 to 2076 code for a protein of 669 amino acids. The transcript is spliced from 2 exons. NCBI's taxonomy places the organism in Eukaryota, Metazoa, Cnidaria, Anthozoa, Actiniaria, Aiptasiidae. The record is from RefSeq and is a predicted model, not a curated record. Gene Ontology annotation, biological process: neuron projection development; regulation of neuronal synaptic plasticity.